GUUGGAUAUUGAAACAAACAUGGCAGCUUGCUACUCCACACUGUGCGAAGGUUGUUGUUAAUUUGGAAGGUUGACACAGAAAUACUGUCAACAUGCUCGGCCUGACAAUAAGGGAGGUGUCUUUGGCACUCAGAGAGGGAAGGAUCUCCCCAACAGAGCUUUGUAGGAGGUGUCUGAACCGCAUCAAGAAAACUCAGCAUCUCAACGCUUACAUCACUGUGACAGAGGAGUUGGCACUGAAGCAGGCUCAAGAAGCAGAAACCAGACUGCUGCAAGGUGCCUCCAAAGGUCCUCUGGAUGGAAUCCCCUUUGCAGUCAAGGAUAACUUCAGCACAGAGAACAUCAAGACCACAUGUGCUUCCAGGAUGCUCAGAGAUUACACUCCUCCAUACAAUGCUACAGUGGUUCAGAAGCUCCUAGACCAAGGGGCUGUUCUGGUGGGGAAGACCAACAUGGAUGAGUUUGCUAUGGGUGCAGGAAGUACUGACGGGGCUUUCGGUCCAGUAAGGAACCCCUGGAGUUAUGCUGCUCCCUACAGAGAACAGACAGGGGCAUCACCAGACUCUGACUGGGUGAUCACUGGAGGAAGUUCUGGAGGAAGUGCAGCCGCUGUGGCCUCACUCACCAGCUACCUGGCUUUGGGUUCAGACACAGGUGGUUCUACUCGUAACCCAGGUGCACUCUGUGGUGUCGUGGCCCUGAAGCCCACCUACGGUCUGGUGUCCAGACAUGGUCUCAUCCCUCUGGUUAACUCCAUGGACGUCCCGGGUAUUAUGACCCGCAGUGUUGGUGAUGCAGCCUUGGUCUUAGGUAUCCUUCAAGGCCUUGAUAUUAGAGACUCGACAACAAUUCCUGCCCCUUCAUCGCUGACAGAGCUACUUGAAGACUUUGAUGUCAAGAACAUCUGUAUAGGCAUCCCCAAGGAGUACCACGCUCCAGGGCUGUCUGAGGAGACUCUAGCUCAGUGGAGUCGUGUUGCUGACAUGUUUGAGAGAGCAGGGGCGAGGGUGGAGCAAGUAUCCCUCCCCCACACCCAGUACUCCAUUGUGUGCUACCACGUCCUGUGCCAUGCUGAAGUGGCAUCUAACAUGGCUCGCUUUGACGGCCUCGAAUACGGCCACCGUAGUGAGGUGAAGAGCUCGACAGAGGCCAUGUACGCUUCAACGCGACAUGAGGGCUUCAAUGACGUAGUGAGAGGGAGGAUUCUGUCUGGGAACUACUUCCUGCUUAAACAGAACUACCAGCACUACUUUGUGAAAGCCCAGAAAAUCCGCCGGCUGAUAGCGGACGAUUUCAAGCAUGUGUUCAGCUCAGGUAUUGACGUGCUGCUGACGCCCACCACUCUGACUGACGCGGCCCGUUACUCUGACUUCACACAGGAAGACAACCGAACACGCAGCGCGCAGGAAGACGUCUUCACCCAGCCUGUCAACAUGGCGGGUCUCCCAGCUGUUUCAGUGCCAACCGCAUUAUCAAGACGCGGCCUGCCCAUUGGCUUACAGCUCAUAGCCCCUGCCGUCCAAGACAAGAAGAUGCUCAGUGUUGCUCAGUGGAUAGAGCAGAGGGUUGGGUUUCCCUCCAUCAUUGUAACUCUGAGAAGAAAAUUGGUCCAUUUCCAUGGAGAUGAGUUGAGUAACAACUUUACAUGACCAAACACCAGCAGACCCUUAAAACCAUUUUGGCUCAAGCAGAUACUCUCCCUGAAACACUCUCCACAUUAAAGUGUUGGAAUCAGCUCAAGUGAAAUCCAAUCAGCCUGUUACGGUUCUGGAAAUCGGCCUAAACUAAGGUGCUACGCUGAGUGUUUACAGAUCUCACAAUAACCUGCUCUCAACCAGUUCCACAUGAUCCUACCCAGUUUCCCUGCUGCGUCCUGUAACUCUACAGAGUUACAGUAUGCAGCAGCUGUACCAGUGCCAGUGGCUAUAUUGUUUUAUAUAAUCUUUUUUAUGUAUGUUUACAUGAGUGCUGUGUUUUUUGUUUGUUGUGGUUUGUGUAUCAGUGGGAUCUGUGCCAAAGAUUGGAUCUUCCAAACAGCUGACAUGUUGUAAAUGCCUUUUCAUGAGUUGAUAUGAGGGAUGUAAAGCAGAGAAAUUUACAUGUUCAUCUCACAUCUUUUCCACUGACUGGCGUGAAUGACUGAUGAAAAGUUUGUAUUUACUGCAGUUGCCAUGUCCUUCUUCCUCUUUUUUUUCUUCUUAGUAUCAGCUUAUAUCCAUAAUAACACUCAAUAUUUUAAUAUAUUUUGUAUUGCACAUACAGUGCAUUGCCAUACUUCCUUCUCUGCUUCACAUCGCUGUAAUGGCUCAGUUUUUCUCACCUCAGUGUUGCUACAAUUAGCACGAGAUUAGCAUCUUGCCUGCUUAAUUUUAGCAUAAAACCUGAGGCUGUGAACAACACAAAACAUCUGUCUGUGCCUCUGUUGUACUUAAAGUAUCUCAGCAUCUAGCCCAGGGGUGGGCAAACUGUUCUACCUGUGGAACAGUUUGUGUGGCUGCAGG
Messenger RNA from Toxotes jaculatrix (banded archerfish), 2501 nucleotides. RefSeq names its product glutaminyl-tRNA amidotransferase subunit QRSL1 (gene qrsl1). The transcript has 12 exons. The record is from RefSeq and is a predicted model, not a curated record. Gene Ontology annotation, cellular component: glutamyl-tRNA(Gln) amidotransferase complex; mitochondrion. Bases 93 to 1649 code for a protein of 518 amino acids. Gene Ontology annotation, molecular function: glutaminyl-tRNA synthase (glutamine-hydrolyzing) activity. Gene Ontology annotation, biological process: mitochondrial translation; glutaminyl-tRNAGln biosynthesis via transamidation. NCBI's taxonomy places the organism in Eukaryota, Metazoa, Chordata, Actinopteri, Toxotidae.